Messenger RNA from Corythoichthys intestinalis (scribbled pipefish), 1680 nucleotides. It is a transcript of the gene polr2m, whose product is annotated as RNA polymerase II subunit M. Lineage: Eukaryota; Metazoa; Chordata; Actinopteri; Syngnathiformes; Syngnathidae. Gene Ontology annotation, cellular component: nucleus; intracellular anatomical structure. Bases 243 to 1208 code for a protein of 321 amino acids. The record is from RefSeq and is a predicted model, not a curated record. Gene Ontology annotation, biological process: intracellular signal transduction; transcription elongation by RNA polymerase II. Gene Ontology annotation, molecular function: transcription elongation factor activity. The transcript is spliced from 4 exons.
GCAGUUGGCUUUCCACCCAAGAAGAAGAAGCAGACCACUUCUCUAGUGUUUUCUCCGAAGUUGGUACUCAACAUGUCGCUUUGAAUGGAGUUUCUCGAGUCUUCCCGAUCACAUACCGACUUCCGAACCCUUUAAAAUGAGAGAACUAUUAUUUAUUUGAUGAGGGAUGCCGCGUUGACGAUUACGGCAUUUUCCUGCUGUUUUUGAGCGGCAUUUAGCUAAAUCUUACUGGGCUAACCGUGAUGUCCGAGCGUCAGGGGCAGGUGGGAGACUUGAACAAGCAAAGCAGAGAACAGCUCCACGAACUAUUACUGCGGCAGAACAACAUACUCUCCAACAAGAGCUUAAUAGUGUCCCUUCCUGAUAAGGGACAGAAAAUAAGGGAUUUUGCCGAGAGGAUACGCCUUGCCAUUGAACGACAGGAUGAGGAGGAGAGAAGGCAGAGUUUGGUGUCAGCGGCCAGGGCAGAGUUUCAAUCCAAGUACCGUCAAGCCUUCGCCGGGCAGCAGCGUGUUAUGCAAACUCAGGCCACCGCAUCCCAACAUACUGAAGCCUCGCCUGUCUGUGUUCAUGCGGAGGAGGACGAAGAAAACACUGUUGAAACCAUGGAGACGGCCGCUGCUGGGGCCUCUCUCAACUCUGUAAGGACAAAAGAGGCCGAACUUGCGGAGACCUUGGAACGGGUCACAAUCUCUGGUGCCCGAGGCAAGGACCCUGUUCAAGCCACUGCAACAGUCAAUUACUUCCUCAGUCAGCAGACAAAAAAGCCGCAUGUUGUAACUGUAUUGGAACGAACAGAGAACACGAUGGUGCCUGUAAGGCAAAAAUUCAAACCAAACCAGCCGGCAAACAGAAGCGGCAAUUCUCCAUCAGGUUCCUCAUCACCCGGCCGCUCGUCUGAAGGCUCGUCUCCGCUCUCUGCGCAGGCUCGGAGGGAGCGAGACCGAAAGCACCUGGACGACAUCACGGCCGCAAAGCUACCUCCGCUCCACCACGCUCCAGCACAACUUAUCACCCUGCAGGAGUCUGCCGACCUACUCAGAGAGCAGACGAAGAAGCAACAGGCACUGCAGGCCAAGCUGGCUGCACAAAAACUUUCCGAGGGAUUGAAGAUUUCAAUGGAGAGUUACAGCCACGACAAUGGUUCUACGGCAGCCUACAGAGAGGUUCACGAUGAAGGAGCGCAGCCCUCUUCAGAGGAAGACUGAUCCUGGAUGAUCAGAUGGAAGGAGGACUUUUAUUCCAAAGGUAUUCAGGAGAAGACACUUUGCAAUGAACAGUCUUAGAAAUGACAGAUGAACUUGUAUGUGCAGUAUAAUGAAAGAAACUUGUUGAAAAUGGGUGAUACAUUUUAAUAAACAUUUUUUUUCAUGAUAAUUGUGUCUGUUGCGUUUUCAAACAUGUAUCUGACAGAUUAGCAUGUGAACUUUUUCGUAGAAAAAUACAAAAUCAUAAUGUCAAAGAAGUAUUUCUUCCUCUUGGAAUUGAGGGGGUCAUAUUAUAACAGGCCACAAUAGUAUAUAAUAUCAAUUUUUGGCCUUGGGGGUUAGAUCCAGCUGGGCUGUGCACAGACUUCAUGUUUCCUUCUAAAAUAUAAUUUGUAUACAUUUUCUCUAGAAAUCUGAUAUUAUGUACUGGUUUUUCCUUAAAAAAAAAAAAAAAAAAACUCCUUCCCCCAGU